Messenger RNA from Lonchura striata (white-rumped munia), 1786 nucleotides. The record is from RefSeq and is a predicted model, not a curated record. Lineage: Eukaryota; Metazoa; Chordata; Aves; Passeriformes; Estrildidae.
CAGCCGCCGCUUUCCCGCCCUGCGCCCCGAGACCCCCCCGGGACCCCCAAAACCUUCCCGGGACCCCCAAAACCUUCCCGGGACCCUCCCGGGACCACCAUGGGCUUCCUGAAGCUCAUCGAGAUCGAGAACUUCAAGUCCUACAAGGGCCGCCAGAUCAUCGGGCCCUUCCGCCGCUUCACCGCCAUCAUCGGCCCCAAUGGCUCCGGCAGCUCCUCGGAGUACAAGAUCAACAACAGGGUGGUGCAGCUGAGCGAGUACAGCGAGGAGCUGGAGAAGCUGGGAAUCCUCAUCAAGGCCAGGAACUUCCUCGUCUUCCAGGGAGCAGUGGAGUCCAUCGCCAUGAGGAACCCCAAGGAGCGCAUGGGAGCAGUGGAGGAGAAGGACUCGGAGCUGAACCAGAAGCGGCCGCAGUACAUCAAGGCCAAGGAGAACACCUCACACAAGAUCAAGAAGCUGGAGGAGAGCCAGAGCCAGGGGAGGGACCUGACCCUGGAGGAGAACCAGGUGAAGAAGUACCACCGGCUGAAGGAGGAGGCCAGCAAGCGCGCGGCCACGCUGGCCCAGGAGCUCGAGAAGCUGGCCAAGCGCCGCAUCGACGAGAUCAACAAGGAGCUGAACCAGGUGAUGGAGCAGCUCGGGGACGCUCGCAUCGACCGCCAGGAGAGCAGCCGGCAGCAGCGCAAGGCCGAGAUCAUGGACAGCAUCAAACGCCUCUACCCUGGCUCUGUGGUGAGGGGGGGCCCCAAAACUGACCCAAAAACUGCCCAAAAACCGCGCCAAAACCCUCUCAGAAACUGCGCCGAAAUUGCGCCAGAAACUGUGCCAACACUGCCCCGAAAACUGACCCAGAAGCUGCACCAAAACCCUCUCAGAAACUGCCCAAAACUCCCUCAGAAACUGCCCGAAACUGAGAAGGAGCAGCUGACCGAGGAGCUCAAGGAGCAGAUGAAGGCCAAGCGCAAGGAGGCCGAGCUGCGCCAGGUGCAGUCCCAGGCCCACGGGCUCCAAAUGCGCCUCAAAUAUUCCCAAAGUGACCUGGAGCAGACCAAGACCCGGCACCUGGCCCUCAACCUGCAGGAGAAGUCCAAGCUGGAGAGCGAACUGGCCAAUUUUGGGCCGCGCAUCAACGACAUCAAACGGAUCAUCCAAGGCCGGGAGCGGGAGAUGAAGGAUUUGAAGGAGAAAAUGAACCAGGUGGAGGACGAGGUUUUCGAGGAGUUCUGCCGGGAAAUCGGCGUCCGGAACAUUCGGGAGUUCGAGGAGGAGAAGGUGAAGAGGCAGAACGAGAUCGCCAAGAAAAGGCUGGAGUUUGAGAACCAGAAGACGCGCUUGGGGAUCCAGCUGGACUUCGAGCGCAACCAGCUGCGGGAGGACCAGGAGAAGGUGCUGAUGUGGGAGCAGGGCGUGCGCAAGGACGAGGCCGAGAUCGAGAAGCUCAAGAAGAUGCAGGACAUCCGGCUGCCGCUGGCGCGCGGCUCCAUGGACGACAUCAGCCAGGAGGAGGGCGGUGGCACCGCCGAGGACGCGGGUGGCAGCUCCCAGCGCAGCUCCAGCCUCUACGCCCGCGAGGACGCGCAGGCGGAGGAGGAGAUCCGGCAGGAGAUGGCGGCGCUGACAUGUCCCCAUGACGCGCAGGCGGAGGAGGAGAUCCGGCAGGAGAUGGCGGCGCUGCAGCAGCGGCUGACGGAGCAGCAGAGCGUCCUGCAGCGCAUCGCCGCGCCCAACAUGAAGGCCAUGGAGAAGCUGGAGAGCGUCCGCGACAAGUUCCAGGAGACCUCGGACG